AUGCAUCGUCAUCCAUGGAAAUCCGCAUGUCGCUGUGAUGGGGGUCACUUUUUUUUUCGGCCUUCGGCCGGACCUCCCCCACCUACUUGGUUCGGGAUCCACGUCCCGCUACCCCCUUGGGAGCUGUCCCCCCAGUCAUUCGUGAAGUAUCUUGAAAUUACCUGGCUUCCGGAACGCUACAAAAAGAUGUGGUCAAACGUCUAUCGCCAAGGUCGAAACAUUCAUGAGGACAUUGAUACCAACAUGCUCCUUGAGGCGUGGCAUCAUGUUUUGAAGGGCAAAUAUCUUCAUGGCAAGCGGAAUCAUCGGUUGGACCACCUCCUUCAUUGUCUCGUCAACGAAGUAAUUCCCCAUUAUAAAUUGAAGCAGUCUCGUCGAGAGCUUGGGCUUCAAGGUGCAAAUCUCGAGGUGUCGGCGCGAAAAGAGGUGGCCAAGCUUGCCGCUGAACAGUACACACAAACUAGUAUCACGAUAUUCAAUUAUUGUUCCAUCCUACACUAA
Messenger RNA from Laccaria bicolor S238N-H82, 501 nucleotides. RefSeq lists its product as uncharacterized. The record is from RefSeq and is a predicted model, not a curated record. The coding region runs from base 1 to 501 and encodes 166 amino acids. NCBI's taxonomy places the organism in Eukaryota, Fungi, Basidiomycota, Agaricomycetes, Agaricales, Hydnangiaceae. The transcript is spliced from 3 exons.